UCGUUUCUGUCGAAAACUGACGCGCUCACAGCACACCGAUACCCUCACUGUCAUCGCCCCGCAAUCUCGUCGAGUCAUUCCUCACCCAUCAAGCUCGUCCAUCCCACGACCCUCAAGCUCGCCGCAGCUCAGAAAUCUUUGCUUCUUGCCGCUCGUCCCUUCGACUCCUCCCUCUUAUCUCAAGCUCCUCCCUGCUCUUCAGCUGAGGGUAUUUUGAGAUGUCAACAUUAGGUAACAGUGAGGCUGCCUCUGUUUCUCGGCCAUCUGAGAGUUUUGAAGGCUAAUUUAUUGGGAAGUGAAGAAAUGUUACGGCCAUAUGGGAUAAAGGGGCAGAAGCGGAAGAAGAGAGAGGAGAGAUAUGAUAAAGAGGAAGAUGAAGUGGAAGCCGAAGAGCAAUCCAUAGAAAGAGCGAAAAGAGCUAUGGUUGAAGAAAAAGAAAUGGCUAUGGAAACCAGCGGGAAGGAAGAAGAAGAAUUAGAAGGGCAAACACAUGAAAUGGCAGGCAUCCCAAUUGUUCCCAGUGAUUUAAAAACAAAAAAGCCUGGGCUUAUAUUUGUGCUUGAGAGGGCCUCUUUGGAAGUUGCUAAAGUUGGAAAGAGUUACCAGAUUUUGAAUUCUGACGAUCAUGCAAAUUUCUUGUGGAAAAAUAACAAAAAUCCAGCUGAUUAUAGGCCUGAUAUUGUUUAUCAGGCUCUCCUAUCAAUAUUAGAUAGUCCAGUAAAUAAGGCUGGGAGGUUGCGAGCUGUGUAUGUGAAAACAGAUAAGGGUGUUCUUUUUGAAGUUAAACCACAUGUGCGUAUACCAAGGACAUAUAAACGAUUUGCUGGAAUUAUGUUGCAGCUGCUUCAGAAAUUGAGUAUAACUGCUGUUGGUAAGCGUGAGAAGCUUUUGCGUGUAAUCAAGAAUCCUGUGACCCAGUACCUGCCUGUCAACUCUCGUAAAAUAGGGUUCUCAUAUAGUUCAGAAAAACUGGUUAAAAUGAACAAGUAUGUAGCUGCAGUCAGUGAUGAUGUGGAUAUUGUUUUUGUGGUUGGUGCAACGGCCCAUGGAAAAAUUGAUUGUGAUUAUAUAGAUGAUUUCAUAGCAAUUUCUGGAUAUCCGCUGAGCGCUGCCUGGUGUAUCUCAAGGAUUUGUGAGGCUGUGGCUGACAAAUGGGAUGUAUUGUAAGCUGUUAUUGUUUAAAGUCGAAUGAGAGCUGGUUGUUGCCCGACUGCCAUUUUUUUCCCCUCAACCAUGAGCAGAAUUACAAAAGUUGAAGAUUAUCGUGAGAUGCUGAAACUAAAAGUUAGAAUAGAAUAGUUGCAGAUAUAGCGAAAUCACCAAGGUUGCCCAUUAGAGUAAUUUCUUAUCUAUCACCUUAUCGAUUAUUUAUGUAGCAGUAUUCUUGCGUAUAUCAUUUAAUAUUUGUUAUGAAUUUCUGAUUAAAUAACUCAUUUUAAGAAAAUAUUUUUUAAACUAAAUUUCCUCUGUUUCUUGUUAA
This is a messenger RNA of Hevea brasiliensis (rubber tree), 1480 nucleotides long. RefSeq lists its product as uncharacterized. Gene Ontology annotation, biological process: rRNA base methylation. Lineage: Eukaryota; Viridiplantae; Streptophyta; Magnoliopsida; Malpighiales; Euphorbiaceae. Bases 304 to 1167 code for a protein of 287 amino acids. The record is from RefSeq and is a predicted model, not a curated record. The transcript is spliced from 9 exons. Gene Ontology annotation, molecular function: rRNA (pseudouridine) methyltransferase activity; rRNA binding. Gene Ontology annotation, cellular component: nucleolus; small-subunit processome.